AUGGUGGAUCUUGAUUAUGCCCUGAGGCAUGACCUUCCUGCUGCUCUGACUGCUGAAAGCACUACAGAUAAGAAAAUAAAGCAUGAAAAGUGGGAAAGGUCUAACAGAAUGUCUCUUAUGGUUAUCAAGAAUUUCAUCUCAAGUGCCAUUAGGGGAGCUAUACCUGAUUCAGAAAAUGCCAAAGAAUAUCUGAAUUCAGUUGAGGAGCAAUUCAAGGGAUCUUCUAAUGCACAUGCGAGUUCUCUAAUUUUGAAGAUGCUUACCACAAAAUAUGAAGGGACUAGUGGUGUGCGUGAGCACAUAAUGAUGAUGAGCGACAUGGCCCAUAAGUUAAAGGGAUUAGACAUGGAAAUAAGCGACGGUUUUCUAGUACACUUCAUCAUGACUUCUCUUCCUGCACGUUUUAAUGCUUUUAAGAUCAACUAUAACACUCAGAAAGACAAAUGGACAAUGAGUGAGUUGAUAGCAAUGUGUGUGCAGGAAGAGGAACGUUUAAAACUAGAGCAGCCAGAAGUUGCUUAUAUCGCUACCACUAAGUCAGUGAAAAGGAAGGGAAAUUUUAAAGGGUAA
Messenger RNA from Helianthus annuus (common sunflower), 570 nucleotides. RefSeq lists its product as uncharacterized. Bases 1 to 570 code for a protein of 189 amino acids. NCBI's taxonomy places the organism in Eukaryota, Viridiplantae, Streptophyta, Magnoliopsida, Asterales, Asteraceae. The transcript has a single exon. The record is from RefSeq and is a predicted model, not a curated record.